This is a messenger RNA of Gastrolobium bilobum, 2538 nucleotides long. RefSeq names its product serine/threonine-protein kinase D6PKL1. Gene Ontology annotation, cellular component: cytoplasm; nucleus; plasma membrane. Bases 160 to 2442 code for a protein of 760 amino acids. The transcript is spliced from 3 exons. Gene Ontology annotation, biological process: protein phosphorylation. NCBI's taxonomy places the organism in Eukaryota, Viridiplantae, Streptophyta, Magnoliopsida, Fabales, Fabaceae. Gene Ontology annotation, molecular function: protein serine/threonine kinase activity; ATP binding. The record is from RefSeq and is a predicted model, not a curated record.
AUUGAGAGACUAUGAGUGUGUUCUGUGGAGUGAAAUAAAAAUAAAACUGAAGAAGCUCUGAGUUGAGCUCUGGAAGGAGACAAUACAGAGAACUAGAGGGGAAAUAAAGUGGGUUUUCUUAACUAGCAGUCUUUAUUUGAUGAUAUGUGAUAUUGGAACAUGGAGAGGGUUGCAGAGCCAAAGGCACUUCCUAGGACCUUGCCUGUUCUUGUUGAGGUAUCUAAUGCACACACAACUGCAAUAAGAGAAGCUGGUCAAAGACUAACUGUGCAGGAUGUUUCAAGUGUGCGUGGGAUGUCAGCAAGAGAAGUGAAUCAGUUUUUGAAAGCACGGGAUGGCCCUAUGACACGUCUGGCCUCCAUAAGGGAAGUGGCUCAGUUAUCAAAUGCGCGAAUAGAUUUGGUUAGAGAAGAUAUGGGAUUCGAUACCGGAUCCUCUCAAGAGCCUGUCUCUCCCGCACCUACAAGAACAUGGAAAGGAAAGGCCUCUUUGCCAGAACAAGAAGAACUUAUGCCUGAUAUUGAGACAUUGAAGGGCGGCAAUGAUUUUUCUGGAGAAACUAGUCCAAGUUCAUUUGCUGGUGCUAGUCAUCCCCCCGAACCUGUUGAUACUGAUCUUAUGAGAAUGGUUUAUGUUCCCAUAGGUCAAAACAAAUCUGAGGCUGAAUGCUUAAUGAAGAGCAUGUCCCUGAAGGGUCCUUUCUUGGAAGAUCUUUCAAUUCGUGUUCCCACCAAGAAACCAAGCCUAGCUGUUGUUUCUCCUGCAGAAAGUCUGGUUGAAGAAUCAAAUGACAUGGGGAGCUUACCCUCACCAUUUUCAAGUGCUCGCGUAUCUCAAAAUACUGAGAACUCUCUCCUUUCCCCAGAUUCUGAGGAGAAAGAAUGUGUUUGGGAUGCUUCCUUUCCUCCAAGUGGCAAUGUCAGUCCACAUAGUAGUAUUGAUAGUAUUGGUGUUGUCAGAGCAAUGAGCAUUGUUUCUAGUGUUGCAAGUACAUAUCGGAGUGAUGCAAUCACUAGUGAUGGCAUGCUUAGUUUAGACUGGAAUUGUGAUAGUACUAAAGGUAGUGUAAGGGGGGAUUCACUUGAGAGUGCAAAAACUAGUGCUAGUCGAGUAAGUGGUAGCAGUGGCCUCAGUGAUGAUAGCAACUGGAGUAACAUCACUGGUAGUGCCAAUAAGCCUCACAAAGGAAAUGAUUCUAGGUGGAAGGCUAUCCUUGCCAUCCGAGCACGGGAUGGACUUUUGGGCAUGAGUCAUUUUAGGUUACUCAAACUGCUUGGUUGUGGUGAUAUUGGAAGUGUAUAUCUCUCAGAGCUGAGUGCAACUCGGUGUUGUUUUGCAAUUAAAGUUAUGGACAAGGCAUCCCUGGCAAGCAGAAAGAAGCUGACCCGGGCACAGACAGAAAGGGAGAUAUUGCAGUUGCUGGAUCAUCCAUUUCUGCCUACUUUGUAUACACAUUUUGAGACUGACAGAUUCUCCUGUUUGGUAAUGGAAUACUGUCCAGGGGGUGAUCUACACACUUUAAGGCAACGGCAACCUGGGAAACAUUUCUCAGAGUAUGCUGCGCGCUUUUAUGCUGCAGAGGUCCUGUUGGCCCUUGAAUAUCUUCACAUGCUUGGAGUUGUGUAUCGAGACCUUAAACCUGAAAAUGUACUGGUCCGAGAUGAUGGUCACAUAAUGCUCUCAGACUUUGAUCUUUCUCUUAGAUGUGUUGUUUCCCCUACCCUUAUCAGAACUUGUUAUGAUGGUGACCCCUCAAAACGGAUUGGUGGUGGUGCAUUCUGUGUCCAGCCUGCUUGUAUUGAACCUUCAUCAGUAUGCAUUCAACCUUCCUGUUUUAUGCCUCGGAUCUUUCUUCAGAAAAAUAAGAAGUCGCGGAAGCCUAAAUCUGAGCCUGGCAUGCCAGCCAGCACACUUCCAGAGCUUGUUGCCGAGCCUACAACGGCUCGGUCUAUGUCCUUUGUUGGCACACAUGAAUACCUUGCACCUGAAAUUAUCAAAGGAGAAGGUCAUGGAAGUGCAGUUGAUUGGUGGACAUUUGGAAUUUUCUUGCAUGAGUUAUUAUAUGGUAAGACACCUUUCAAAGGAUCAGGAAACCGUGCUACACUGUUCAAUGUGGUAGGUCAGCAGCUCAGGUUUCCUGAAUCGCCAGCCACCAGUUAUGCUAGUCGUGAUCUGAUCCGGGGCUUGCUUGUGAAGGAGCCACAGCUCCGUCUUGGGGUGAAGAGGGGUGCAACUGAGAUCAAACAGCACCCUUUCUUUGAAGGUGUGAACUGGGCAUUGAUUAGGUGUAGCACACCACCAGAAGUUCCAAGACCAGUUGAAAAUGAGCUACCAGCAAAGUUUGAAGCAGUUGAUACUGUUGGGGUUGGUAGCAAUAGUAAGAGGAUGGUAGGUAAUGACUUGAAAUCUGGGGGUAAAUAUCUGGACUUUGAGUUCUUUUAGUUUGGAUUCCUCAAUCUUCUUUGUGUUGUAUUUUCAGCAUCAGUUAAUUUUACUAGAGAUUUGCUGCAUUUUAUCAUGUUAUUUCAGUUUAGUGAC